CAAACAUUUGGCUUUGCAUUAAGCCCAGGGUGGGACUAAACAAUUUGUUGAGGAAGGUAAAAAGAAAAGAGAAAUGGAGGAAGCUAAUCCAAAUCCGCUCAAUAAUUUGACACCCAAGCCGACGAAGGCGGUGACGCCACCAGCGGGGGGAGGUGCAAGCGCAAGCCCAAUUGCAGCAUCAGCAACAGCGCGUAAGAGGCGGAAAACUGGCACUCCAGAGAGUGUUUACUUCUACGACUCCAAAUAUGCUAAAAUCCGUACCACGCUUAGAGAAUUACGUCCUGUCUUUAUUGAGAUCCUAAAAACUCCUGACUAUCGCAGCAGUAGACAUGCAUUGGAAGUAUGUAAAGGGAUGCGACAGAUGAUGGAGUUGUGCAAACAGCUGAGAACUGAGACUUGCAUGCUAGGAAAGAAUAAAAGAUCGGAUUGCACACCUGCAGCCGGUGAGAGUGUGGACAAUCAGAGUAACAAGCGUCAAAAGGAGGAAACAUCUCAAGAGACCUUCUUAGUAGGCGGUUCACCGAUUGGAUGGAAUUUUAUUUGGUUUUUCAAGAGAGAGACAAAGUCUACCGCCACUCUUUAGAUCAGCCUUCGACAGUGUGAUUUGGCUUGACAAUGAAGAUUAACUGUGCAUCUAUUUGUUUUUGUGGGACAUAUAUUUAACAUCAACCUGGCUUUAAAGACGCGGUCAUCACAAUCAGGAUAACAAUUAUUUUGCUCCAUGAUCAGGAGAAGCAGGUUGAUGCUUAAGAGAUUAUGGUACCUCAAAUAUUUUGGACUCCUGCAGUUGGGUCCAAAGAUCAAUGAGACCACUGAAAUCUCAUAAACUUAACAAAUCUUGUAGUAUUAGUAUACAAAAUUCGAAAAAUUUAUUGUUGCUUUUUUCUGUAUUUCUACAAGGGUGAUAAAACAUGUUUCUUGA
Cryptomeria japonica (Japanese cedar) is the source of this 922-nucleotide messenger RNA. RefSeq lists its product as uncharacterized. The record is from RefSeq and is a predicted model, not a curated record. The transcript has 3 exons. The coding region runs from base 74 to 583 and encodes 169 amino acids. NCBI's taxonomy places the organism in Eukaryota, Viridiplantae, Streptophyta, Pinopsida, Cupressales, Cupressaceae.